UGACAUGUCUGCUACAGUACAUAAAGAGUAUUCUUUGAGUGUUCUUGAACAUCGCGCAACUAUAGAACCAGAGUUUAAGGAACAACUGGAUGAUAUCUGUCAUGGAAGUAGUGGCAUUCUUUUCUUUCCAUCUUUAGGUAGUUGCGAUAAUGAAGCUCAAAGGAAAGUCAAGGAAAACUGGAAAAAUCUUGCGCAGGUCUACAAACCUUUUUGUGUGUUUCUUCUUUACGGUUCUGGUGGUGGAGGUCACCUUGCAAGUGCACAAGCACUGUUCGACUUGAUAAAGUUUGCAAAGGAAAGGCAUCCUGAGUGGCAUUGCUUUCUUUGGGAUGUAACAGAGUUGGCAGGAAUUUCUCUCAGUGGCGCUUUAUAUAAUAUUGCAUUGGAAUGGGAUCUUUUACCCUUUGUUGGCGCCCUCUAUUCAGUUGCCAAAGUAUUUAGACCUUUGUUGGAUCCUGUUUUUUCUACUCGUUUGAAAGGUCGAUGGAAGCGUUUGCCUAAACCAGAUUUGGUUGUUUCGUUUGUUCCCUUUUUGAAUAGCGCUAUCAUAAACUCGUUGCCAGAUUCUCAACAUAUAACUGUCAUGACAGACUUUACUAAUACGGCUGCUCAUCCUUGGUUACAAGACAAACGCCAAAAGGUUCUCUGCGGAACGGUGACUUCCAUCCAGCAAGCCAUACGUCAAGGAUACGAUGUCUCGCACUUGAAGCCCAUCAGUGGUAUGGUUGUACAUCCACGUUUCUACAAAAGCAGCAAUGUGGAUAUUCCAUAUUUAAGAAGGAAACUGUUGGGUAGUAAUGUGAAUCAUUCAACAGAAGAGAGACUAACCAUCUUAAUACUGAUUGGUGCUUAUCCCCCUUAUUAUACUACUCAACAAAUUAUUUCUUGCUUUUCUGCAACUUGUAGUCACCAGUUGGGUGUUUUGAACGUUAUAUGUAUUUGUGGUGGCAACUCUCGCCUUUAUCAAGAAUUGAGUAGACUCAAGUGUCAAGGCCCAGCAUUUUAUAGAGAGAACUUGUUUUUGUUGGGAUACACUAAACAAGUAGCUGAAUAUAUGCGUAUCAGUGAUAUUAUUAUUACAAAACCUGGUCCAGGAGUAGUAGCAGAAUCUUGCGUCAUGAAAGUUCCAUUAAUUAUCUUAACCUUGAAUAAUCAAUUAAUGGAGCAAGAAGAAGAAGUCGCCAAUUGGGUGGUUAAACAUGGAAUAGGUAGAAAGAUUGUAUUUUUUGAUCAACUUUUGAAUAUAACGAAAGAACAAAUCUUAAUGUGGAAACACAACAUGGAAAGUUUAGGAGAGAAUAGAGCAGUAUUUGAAGUUUUGAAAGAGUUGGAAACUUAUGCCAAGUAACUUUAAAUAUUUUUGUAAAUAAGAAAUUGUCUCUGCCAUUG
This is a messenger RNA of Galdieria sulphuraria, 1389 nucleotides long. RefSeq names its product 1,2-diacylglycerol 3-beta-galactosyltransferase. The record is from RefSeq and is a predicted model, not a curated record. Lineage: Eukaryota; Rhodophyta; Bangiophyceae; Galdieriales; Galdieriaceae. The transcript is spliced from 3 exons. Gene Ontology annotation, molecular function: hexosyltransferase activity. Bases 5 to 1348 code for a protein of 447 amino acids.